Messenger RNA from Hirsutella rhossiliensis, 351 nucleotides. RefSeq names its product cytochrome c oxidase assembly protein COX16 domain-containing protein. Gene Ontology annotation, biological process: mitochondrial respiratory chain complex IV assembly. Gene Ontology annotation, cellular component: mitochondrial inner membrane. The record is from RefSeq and is a predicted model, not a curated record. Lineage: Eukaryota; Fungi; Ascomycota; Sordariomycetes; Hypocreales; Ophiocordycipitaceae. The coding region runs from base 1 to 351 and encodes 116 amino acids. The transcript is spliced from 2 exons.
AUGCCCACGUUUCAGAGCAAAAGGUUUCGGACCGCGAGCGACGCCAGCAAGCUCGGCAUGCGGUACCGCGCCCUCAUCAGCAAGCGCCCGUUCCUCAGCUUCGGGCUGCCGUUUGUGGCCGUCGUCAUCGCCGGGUCCUUUGUCCUGACGCCGGCCACGGCGAUCCGGUACGAGCGCCAGGACCGCAAGGUGCGGCAACUGACAAAGGACGAGGAGCUGGGCGUGCGGCGGUCGGCGCGCAAGGUGGACAUGAAGGAAGAGUAUUACAGGCUGGCGGGUAGAGACCUGGACAACUGGGAACAGAAACGGGUCGAGAGACUGCCGGGCGAGAGCGAUGGCAUCCUGAGAUGA